Melampsora larici-populina 98AG31 is the source of this 1044-nucleotide messenger RNA. RefSeq lists its product as uncharacterized. Gene Ontology annotation, cellular component: actin cortical patch. The transcript is spliced from 7 exons. The coding region runs from base 1 to 1044 and encodes 347 amino acids. NCBI's taxonomy places the organism in Eukaryota, Fungi, Basidiomycota, Pucciniomycetes, Pucciniales, Melampsoraceae. The record is from RefSeq and is a predicted model, not a curated record. Gene Ontology annotation, biological process: actin cortical patch localization; actin filament bundle assembly. Gene Ontology annotation, molecular function: phosphatidylinositol binding; actin filament binding.
AUGAGAAUCGGUAACCCACUUCCAACUAGUUUACCUCAGGAAUGCAGGAAAGCUGCUAAAAUCUUCAAGGGCUUUGUUGGUACUUCGAAUGGUCUAGAUGGUCUAAUCCCUACUCAAGUUCUCAGAUCCGCACAUGGAUUCGCUAUUUUCACAGUCGUCAAAGCUGGCUUUCUUAUGUCCGUCAGAGCAGGAACUGGUUUAGUUAUCGCCAGAUUAUCAAGCGGUGAAUGGUCUGCACCUUCGGCUAUCGGAACAGGCGGAAUGGGCUUCGGUGGUCAAGCUGGCGCCGAAGUUACUGAAUUCAUCUUAGUCUUAAAUUCAAAAGCUGCUAUUCGUCAAUUUAUGUCAGCCGGGUCAAUCACUUUAGGUGGAAAUAUGUCAGUAGCCUUAGGUCCAAUCGGUAGAAACGCUGAAGGUUCUGGUGCCCUCAAUACGAAGGGUAAAGUUGCUGCAAUGUACUCGUACUCUAAAACCAAAGGAGCCUUUGCGGGGAUCAGUAUCGAAGGCAGUGCAAUAUUUGAACGGCAAGAUUGUAACGUAAAGUCUUACGGUAGUAACGUCACUUCCACUGCAUUACUCUCUGGACAAAUCGAUCAACCUGACUUUGCAAUGGAUCUUAUUCAAACCCUCACUUCGAGAGCUGGGGGUAUGACAGAAUAUGUCAACCGGAACCCAAGAAGUUCCUCUAUUGAUGAUUUGGAUCGUGACUUUUCACAUGAUCCUGAAUCAAAUGCAGGUUGGAGAGAAUCGGGUCGUGAUUCUGUCACUCGUAACUUUGAAUCGCCUCCUCCAUCUCGUGCAACAUAUGAAUUUGGAGAUUCGAACCCAUUUGCUACAUCUGGAAAACGCGAAGAGAAAUCCAACAUGCUCAAAAAGAGAAAAGCCGUGGCUGUAUAUGAUUUUAAACCUACCGAGGAAGGCGAUCUUGGAUUUCAAAAAGGUGAUAUGAUCAAAAUUGAAUCAAAGAUUGAUGAUGAUUGGUGGACGGGAUCUAUCGGAAUGAGAAAAGGAAUAUUCCCUAGAAAUCGACUAAAAGAAUAUUAA